AUGAACAACAACGGAUUCAAAAACAAUAAGUCGAAGUUCAUAAUAAAUACUUCAGUUGAAUACUUUGCGGCUAGUGCGAGCGCUGGUCAAGCUGCUGACGAGCAUCUGACGGCCAUCGACGAGUUUCUCGAGAACGAUGAACUUACCGUCAUUGCAGCGGUGCAUAACAAAUCAGAUGGCAGGAUAAAAUUUCAUCAUCGCAUACCUGAUGACGAGUUAUGCUUACUAUUUUAUAAGAUCCCACAAGUCAGCGGUGGCAGCUCUGGUGGAAGUGAAUCCACGAACAUUUUAUCUGCUUGCAGUGGAGCAUACGACCAACCACUUGGCAUAUUAACACUGGAGGGCGGAUUGGUCAAGUCGAUUUACAAUUCCGUUUCGCGUGUAUUCUCACCGCAUGCCGAAACCAGGAACACUGACUACAGUUCAGAAUUGAGCGGUUUACUUGAAAGUUUACACGUGUCUUUGGGUUCAACUUUAGGUUUGCCGCAAAAUGGUAUAACAUCAGUAAAAGACGAAAUUAAAUACUGGAAGCAAAGAUUUAACAAAAAGUCCAGUUCUCGUAUCGAUCGUGAGAUGUCACAAGUGUUUAUUUGUGUAUUGGAAAAUAUUGACAAACAAUUGAGCUCAAUGAACUACCGCAACACUGCCACCAGCAUCGAAGAGUUUUUAGACAGUUCACACAAUAGCCUCGAUGAGCUAUGGCGAUUGCCUUACCAAUAUCCCCAGGAGCGCAUGGCCGAUCUAUUGAAUAGCAUUGGUAAUGGAUUGCUUGAAGAAUGCAUCAAACAACUUCAAACGGAGGAUAUAUGGAGCCUUAGUUCUCAUCACGUGAACGCGUUGAUGAGCCUAUGCAUUGACACCACCGAGUCUUGGAUACAACUGUGUGACUCGCUAACGCGUCUUUUCUGGCCAAAUUACGCACAGCAUCCGUGGAUAGGUGUGCCGCACGUUCCCAAACGUAGUCAACAAUUUAAAGAACGUCUGUUAGAGAUUAAGAAUAUUAGAAAUCUCUACAAACAAAUUGCUACAUUAUUGAACGAUGAGGAAAUGAAGUGUAUGCUCUAUGAGAGUUCGCCAUUUAAAGAUAUUAAUAUCUUUGAUACAACUACUCUGGGUCAGACCAAAUGGAAUACAGCUUUGCAAUGCUUUGAGCAAAUUCUGCAACCCAUCGAUGAACGCCUCGCCUCCGCGCUCAAAGCUCUACUUCAUAAUCACCUUAGAAAUCCUAGGCAGGUCAUAUUUAUUUUUUCAAAAUAUGAGACACUCAUUCAGAGGACAGCUGGACUUGAGUUGUUGACAAUCGAGCGUGAACAAUUUCUACAGUCUUUGCUGAUUCUGCUGCAAGAUUUACGCAAGGCCUUGUCCGAUACAAAUAUGGAACCAGAAACCGGUCAUCUAUCUGUAAUUUGUAAUGAGUGUCGUUGGCUGAAAGUCGUGCAACAUCAGAUCCAAGAAAUCGAGAAAGUGAGUCAUUUAAUUAGCGGUCGCGAUGGCUAUGACAAAAUCAACAAAGCCGUACGAGAAAUAAAAGAGGAGACUGAGUCCCUGCUACGUGCUAACUUCGAAAUUUGGUGUGGUCAGUGCUCAACAUCCGUCAAGAGUGGAGAUUUAAAAUUGCGUGAAGAUCAGCCAGUGGUCAGGUUUGAGAAGGAAGGUCGCCAACUAAUGCGAGUCACAUUCAAUCCCAAGCUGGUAACUUUUUGUCAGGAUGUCCGUGAGUUUGAGAACCUUGGCUACAAUGUCCCUACUGAUUUGCGCUCAUCAUCCACGCAUGCUGCAAAAUUUAUAAGCUAUGCACGCCGCUUGCAACAGAUUGCAACUUUCCACAACACUAUUGGUGAUCGUAUGAUACCGUGUCAAAGGCCCAUCAUGCUAAAGAAUGCGGUUGAACUGUCGAACAUGGUGCAAAGCCAGACGGUCGCUUGGAAUGAUGAGGAGUCAGUGCAACGUUAUGUGAAUAUGCUACAAAAAUCUGUGUCCAAGCUCUCUGCAGACAAUACCCUUCUAGUAGGAUACCACGAGCAAGCCAAAAGAACGGUAAUUAGACUCAUGAACACCGACUUGUUUACGAAAACUCAAGCCUGGAAAGAUGAAAUGCGCCAUCUACGUGACUUAGUCGCCACAAUAGAGCGUCAGAGUUUUACAAACUUAGACGCUUUUAAGUUACAUUGGGAUCAUCAGCUCUACAAGGUGUUGGAAUAUCAGUAUAUCAUUGGUCUAGUAGAUAUGAGAAAUAAGCUGCCGGAUAUACACAUAGAUAUUACGUUUAGGCGACGUCAACUUUGUUUCCGCCCUUCCGAAGAGGAGAUACGCGAAAAAUAUUUUAUCCAGCUUCGUCGCUUUAUUGAACGCCCCAGUAGCUUUCGAGGGCUCUCUGACAAUAGCACCGAGUUUUUUAAGUUAAUGGUCGAAAUGAAUCGUCAUCAUUUCGGUCCCCUUUUUGAACACGCCGAGGAACUAUUUCGAAAGCUUGAACAAUUCAAGAAGAUAUGGCUUCCUUGGGUUGCCUUGGGUUGUGUUGACAUCGAAGAACUAUGCAGUAUACACCUUAGCAAAGCAUCGGAUUGGGAUUGUGAAUUCAGGGCUUGCAAGAAUUUCAGCCAGAAAAUCGCUACAAUUCAAAAUUGCGAAGAGUCAAUUGAGUGCAUUAUAAUUAACACUUCGCCCUUACGUUCAGAGAUAGAAUUGAUUAGCCAACGUUAUUGGGAGUCUUUGACCAACAACUUACGCUCCGCUAUUGUGAAUGAUGUUACCACCAUCCAAGAAUUCUUGCAGAACUCACUGCAGUUUUUAAAUAAUGUACCAAUGGGCGACACAUCCCUCACAGAAUCGGGAAUGAAGUACGAAAAAAUGAUGUCGGAGUUACCGAAGGUAUCAGGGACUCUGGAAGUGGUCAAAGAAAAAGACAGCUGCCUCGCCGGCUGGUGCAAAGAGCGUGUAACAGCUCUGGCAAAUAUUCUUAUUCAAUGGGAACGACUAAAACCCUUAAUCGAAAACCAUGCGGUUAUACUCCAACGUCAAGUUGAUAUGAUUAAAGACCAAGCCCACUCGCAGAUGCACAAUUUACAAAAUGAAGCCGAAAAGUUUUUACUCCGUUGGGAAUCGACCAUUAAUGAGCUGGAGAGCAAUGAAAAUUCCACAUUGGCACUCUUCAAGGAACGUCAAGAGCAUUGGCAACAGAUAAAAUCAAAGAAAAUGCAACUGCUUGAAGAAUUCUCCAAGUUCAAUAUGUCACUUUCCCCCGAAGUGCUCGCUUUCUUCAGCAAAGUUGAAGAUAAAGUCCAGGCGCAAUUGAAAGAAUGGGAAAUCUACGAUAACUAUCUGUGUGAACUAAAUGCCAUUACCGGCGAAGAAUGGGCCGUUUAUCGGCGCCGCCCAUAUGUUCUUAAUGAGUUUAUCAACAAGUGGGAGAGCUCUGUUCACGCAUCUAUCGAUCUGCCUUCAAAGCGUAUAAGACAGAGCGUAGAACAGUUACAGAGCGUUAUGCCUAUUCUACAACAAUUGCAAUCUGAUUCUUUGACGGAACGGCAUUGGGCUUGCAUUUUUAUGUUGUUAAACAAAACAGAGAUCAAGCUCAUUCACAAUUUAUAUUUGCGUGACAUAUUGGACGACUAUAACGCACUGCAACAGACAUCUGUGGAAAUAGCAAAUCUGGUGAAAAAAGCAGCCUCUGAGCAAAUAGUGCGGCAAGCUUUGACCGAAUUGGAUCAGUGGUCUGUUUUGGCUGUCCUAAAACUUACCAGCCAAAAAGAUUCCGCGGGCAACGAGUUAUCGCUUAUCAAGGACUAUCAGGAAGUGUUGAAUAAAAUUGGCGAUAACCAGUAUUUACUACAGUCGGCUAAAAAUUCGGCAGCAUUCGAAGCUUUCUCAGAUCAAGUCGAAUUGUGGGAGAGUCGAUUAAAUACUUUAGACUUACUACUUACUAGUCUGAGUCAGUCGCAAAGGCGAUGGGUAUACCUGGAACCUGUCUUUGGCGCUGGUACUCUGCGAAAGGAAGAAUCGUUAUUUCGGCGCACUGACAAGGACUUCCGCUUUGUGAUGCGUGAAAUUCAAGCUGACCCCCGUGUGAUUUCACUUAUCAAAAUUAACAAUAUAUCAGCCAUAGUUAGUUCACUGGAAAAGCAACUUUCGCGUUGUCAAAACAAUCUGAUGACCUACAUUAUGGAUAAACGAAAUUCUUUCCCACGCUUCUAUUUUCUUGGAGACGACGAUUUGUUGGAGAUACUGGGACAAGCAACAAAAGAUGUUGAAGUUAUACAAAAACACAUCAAAAAGCUCUUUCCUGGCUGUCACAGUCUGGGCAUAGUUAAAUCGUCGAGUGAAGAACCAACUGCGCACACCAUACAAUCGGUACAGAGCGCUGAAGGAGAUGUUCUGCAGUUGCGACAAAUUGUGCUUAUGAAAGGACCUAUAGAGGAUUGGCUCAAUCACUUAGUUAGCUCCAUACAGAGUACACUUAAGGAUGCGAUAUUUGAAUGCUGCUCAGCCACAGGCGCAGACAAAUUUUCCGAGUCGACGCUACGACAAUACCCCAUCCAAGUGUUGAGCACCACCCGUGGCAUUCAAUUCACCACACAAACAGAGAAGGCCAUACAGUCCAUGUCACUGCAAAAGCUGCAUCAGGCGUUGAACACAGAAAUAACACACUUCUCCAAUAUGAAAAACCAAACAAACGACACACUGCUGCAGAUUAAGCUGCGCACUCUGUUAUUUGAUUUGGUGCACUAUGCGUCGGUAGUGGAGGAGUUGCAGCAGCACAAUGUGAUGCACGUUACCGAUUGGCAUUGGUUGUGUCAGUUAAAGUUCUAUUUGGCCGGCGCUGAUGGGCGUUUAGUUUUCGUGCGUAUGGUUUACGCUGAGUUCGAAUAUUCCUAUGAGUUUCUCGGCAAUCCCAACAAGCUGGUGCAUACAAAGUUGACGCAUAAAUGUUAUCUCAUCCUCACCCAAGCAAUGCAUAUGGGAUUGGGUGGAAAUCCAUUUGGACCGGCUGGAACUGGAAAAACGGAGUGUGUGAAAGCGUUAGGGGGAAUGCUGGGCCGUUUAGUGUUGGUUUUCAACUGUGAUGAGAAUGUAGACACUGAGUCGAUGAGCUUAAUUUUAACUGGACUGGCGCGCUGCGGCGCUUGGGGUUGCUUUGAUGAAUUCAAUCGACUACAUGAAGCGACCCUGUCGGCUAUUUCUAUGCUAAUACAGCCAAUACAGGCGGCUCUAAAGGAUAAAUCGGAUGAGGUGCAAAUUGGUGAGCAAAAUGUAAGAAGCUUUGAAGUUCUAUAA
Molecule: messenger RNA, 5274 nt
Organism: Rhagoletis pomonella (apple maggot)
Lineage: Eukaryota; Metazoa; Arthropoda; Insecta; Diptera; Tephritidae
Product: cytoplasmic dynein 2 heavy chain 1-like
Exons: 17
Coding region: 1-5274 (1757 amino acids)
Biological process (GO): microtubule-based movement
Cellular component (GO): dynein complex
Molecular function (GO): dynein light intermediate chain binding; dynein intermediate chain binding; ATP binding
Source: RefSeq, a predicted model, not a curated record